AUGGGUGGAUUGCAGGCGGCUUGGUCCAUCAUGUCGAUGGUGACGCUGACACCGUUCUUCGCCUUUCUGUUUUCCAUCGUGUUUAUGGCAUCGAUCGGAAAAUCGUUCGGUGUGAGGCGACUGUACGUGAAUCUUUUGGUGAAAAUCUUCGAGUUCGGUCGACAAAACAUUGAAUCAGUGCGGAAACAGCAAUUCGCUAACAUUACAAAAUCCGAUGUCGAAGAUGAUGACACACCCACUGGUGACAGUCUUAGCACCGAAGCAGUCGAUACGGGCAGCAUAAAAACAAACGGCACAAUACCCAAUGGUGGAAACCAUCUGUACAUGAACGGGCGCGAUACAUCGUCAAACAUAGCGAACGGUGGCAACACCGUCAUUAGUAGGGCAGAAUCGCUUAUCCUAUCGCCGGAAGUUAUUGAUGAUACGCGAAGUAAAAGUACCGAGCCGACCGAUGAAGGAACCGUGCGGGAAAAUGGUGACGAUGGUGACGAGGACACCAAAUCGGACGGUACGGACGGUGAGCAUGAGGCGGCCGGUUUCAAGCUGUCGAAUUGUCUCGACUACGUAAAGUCGGGUAUGGAAGCGAUCAUCGAGGAUCAGGUGACGAGCCGGUUUUUGGCGGAAGAGCUAAAGAAUUGGAACUUGCUAACGCGUACUAACCGGCAGUAUGAGUUCAUCAGCUGGCGGUUAACCGUGAUAUGGAUGAUCGGUUUUUUGAUACGAUACUUUAUUCUGAUGCCAAUGCGGGUGCUUAUCUGCUUUAUUGGGGUGGUCUACUGUGUGAUUGGCUUCGCGUUCGUGGGCAUUCUUCCGACGUUCCGGUUGCGCCGUACCAUGAAUGAGAUCGUGUUCAAGCACACGUUCCGUAUGAUUACCCGUUCGAUAUCUGGGGUUGUACGGUUCCACCACCCGGAGUACAAACCGAAAAACUGUGGCUUCUGUGUGGCCAAUCACACGACACCGAUUGACAUUGCAAUCCUGUCCACCGAUUGUACCUAUUCCCUGAUUGGUCAGCGUCAUGGAGGAUUUCUUGGAGUGCUUCAACGUGCAUUGGCCCGAGCCUCACCGCACAUCUGGUUCGAGCGUGCCGAAGCAAAAGAUCGGAUAUUGGUAGCAAAAAGAUUGAAGGAACACGUGACAGAUCCCAACAAUCCACCGAUUCUGAUUUUCCCCGAGGGCACUUGUAUCAACAACACUUCCGUGAUGCAGUUCAAGAAGGGUAGCUUUGAAGUUGGUGGUGUUAUCUAUCCAGUGGCCAUCAAAUAUGAUCCACGCUUUGGUGAUGCUUUCUGGAACAGUUCGCGAUACUCGAUGAUGCAGUAUCUUUUCCUCAUGAUGACCUCAUGGGCGAUCGUGUGCGAUGUAUGGUAUCUGCCACCGAUGGAACGCAACGAAGGUGAAUCAGCGAUCGAUUUCGCGAAUCGCGUCAAGCGUGUCAUCGCCGAUCAGGGUGGUUUAGUCGAUCUCGUCUGGGAUGGACAGUUGAAACGCUCGAAACCAAAGAAGGAGUGGAAGGAAAAGCAGCAGGAGAAGUUUAGCAAGCUGCUCAAAGGCGAAUGACAGAUGGCCUAGCGGUC
Anopheles marshallii is the source of this 1577-nucleotide messenger RNA. RefSeq names its product glycerol-3-phosphate acyltransferase 3 (gene Gpat4). The transcript has 6 exons. Gene Ontology annotation, biological process: triglyceride biosynthetic process. Gene Ontology annotation, molecular function: glycerol-3-phosphate O-acyltransferase activity. Lineage: Eukaryota; Metazoa; Arthropoda; Insecta; Diptera; Culicidae. The coding region runs from base 1 to 1560 and encodes 519 amino acids. Gene Ontology annotation, cellular component: endoplasmic reticulum. The record is from RefSeq and is a predicted model, not a curated record.